This is a messenger RNA of Stegastes partitus (bicolor damselfish), 4298 nucleotides long. It is a transcript of the gene st14, whose product is annotated as ST14 transmembrane serine protease matriptase. Gene Ontology annotation, biological process: proteolysis. The record is from RefSeq and is a predicted model, not a curated record. Bases 185 to 2707 code for a protein of 840 amino acids. NCBI's taxonomy places the organism in Eukaryota, Metazoa, Chordata, Actinopteri, Pomacentridae. The transcript has 19 exons. Gene Ontology annotation, molecular function: protein binding; serine-type endopeptidase activity.
CGUUCUCAGUCCAACACAGGAAGACGCCCCUGUCACUGUGAUUCAAGCAAACUUAUUGAUUUCUUUUGCUAAAUAACUUUAGGAUUUUGCUGCGCUCUUGGAUAAAAAAAGGAACCAAGUAAGAAGCCACAAACUCAAAGUGUGUUUUGGAUCCGGUUGGAUUCCACUUGGAUCCUGGUUGAAGAUGCAUUCCGCCAGAUACGAAUACGACGGCUACAAUGGCCGUCACGAGCGGAUUGACUUCCUGAACAGCAAAGAGAAGACACCGAAGCGGAAGACCGGCGUCCUCAUCGGCGUUCUUGUGGCGCUUCUCGUCCUCGCAGCCGUGGCGGCGUUUCUCAUUUGGUUUUUUGUCUUUAAAGAUGCUGAUUCAGGAGCCACUAUUAGUCAGCACCUCAAACCCUCGAAGCGGGUCUUCAGCGGCCACAUGAAGCUGGUUGACGUGCCGUACGACCAGAAGCUGGAGGACACCAACAGCAAACAGUUCCAGGAUUUGGCGGGAAAAUUGGAGGGAGCUCUGAAGGAAAACUACAAGAGAGAUCCGCUGCUUGAGAAAUACCACUCUGCAUCUACCAUCACUGCGUUCAGCGAGGGUGUGAAAGCCUAUUACUGGUCCCAGUUUGAUAUUCCAGCCAGCGAACAGGAGAUUGUGCCGGAGUUCUCGGAGGAGCGGGUGCUGGAAGCUCUGGAGGCUGGCUUUAUGGAGCCGCGCAGCACGGCCGGUCGCAGCAAUAUCAAGAUCAGCGAAGUCACCACCGCACUCACAGAUCCUCGCAUGGCCAGGAACCCCAAAGCCAAAGAAUGUUUCCACCGUCUGGAGGCAGUUGAAAACGGGCUCGAAUUUACGUCUCCGGGGUACCCAGUGUCCUACCCCCCCAAGUCUCGAUGUCAGUGGCAAAUCCGAGCCUCGGAGGACAACGCCAUAUCUGUCAAGUUCCUUUCUUUCCACAUCGAGGACGACUGCAAUGACGACUUUGUCUCCAUCUAUGACUCCUUGAGCCCCGACGAUUCUCAGGCCAUCACGCAACAGUGCGGUAAGAGGCCUCCCUCCAACCCCCUGGAGGUGGUGUCAUCCGGCAACAUCAUGCUGAUUAACUUUAUUACUGACACCGAUGUCAGCCACCCUGGCUUUGUGGCCGAGUACAAAGCCAUCCCCAUGAGAAACGUGAAAAUGUGCGGUGGUGUCCUCUCUAACGACAAUGGAGUCCUCACCUCCCCGCUUCACCCCAGCUUUUAUCCUCCUGCUGUGGACUGCAAGUGGUCCAUCAAGGUCCCUCCUGGGAACAAGGUGCGGCUGAAGUUCACCAUGUUCCGCAUGAAGGAGCCCGGCGUGGACAUCCGUGUGUGUCACAAGGACUAUGUGGAAAUUAUGGGAACCAAGUAUUGCGGAGAAUUGUCCACUUUGGCUUUGACCAGCAGCAGCAAUGUCGUAGACGUGAUGUUCCACUCCGAUGAGUCUGACACUGACAAGGGCUUCAGAGCAGAGUACAGCGCCUACGAUCCCGCAAACCCUUGCCCCACCAAGUUUGCCUGUAACUCUGGCAUUUGCAUCGGAAAAGAACUGCAGUGUGAUGGCUGGAACGACUGCGGCGAUAUGAGCGAUGAGAUGAAGUGCCAGUGUGAAAAGGACCAGUUUGCUUGUGCGAACGGUUUGUGCAAACCGAAACUCUGGGAGUGCGAUAGUGUCAACGACUGCGGAGACUGGAGCGAUGAGAAACAAUGCAGUUGCGAGGAGAACGAGUGGCGCUGCGGGGACGGGCUUUGCAUGCCCCAGGAUGUUGUGUGCGACAGUAAGAAGGACUGCGAAGACGGAAGCGACGAGGCCUCUUGUAAGACCUCGACGGGCAUCUGCUCCGACUUCAGCUUCAAGUGCGCCAACGAAGAAUGUGUCAACAAGGUGAACGCCGAAUGCGACCGCAUCGACGACUGCUCCGAUAUGUCGGAUGAAACGGGCUGCGAUUGUGGCACCAGGCCUUACAAACUGAACCGCAUCGUGGGAGGGCAGAACGCUGAGCUCGGGGAGUGGCCCUGGCAGGUCAGCCUGCACUUCCUGACCUACGGGCAUGUUUGCGGCGCCUCGAUCAUCUCGGACAGGUGGCUUCUUUCGGCUGCUCACUGCUUUGUCACAAGCAGUCAAGAGAACUAUAUUGCAUCCAACUGGCAAAGCUACUGUGGCAUGCAGGACCAAUACAAGCAGGACGACGUACAGCGCCGCCCAUUGAAGAGGAUCAUUGCCCACCCGGAUUACAACCAGAUGACCUUUGACUAUGACAUUGCACUGCUGGAGCUCAGCGAGCCACUGAAGUUCACCGACACCAUCCGACCCAUCUGCCUACCAUCUCCCUCCCACGUCUUCCCUGCAGGCAUAUCGUGCUGGGUCACAGGCUGGGGCGCACUCCGAGAAGGAGGUCAAAAGGCACAGAUUCUGCAGAAAGCGUCAGUGAAAAUCAUCAAUGACACCGUGUGCAACGUGGUUACUGAAGGCCAAGUCACCUCCAGGAUGCUCUGCAGCGGAUUCCUGGCUGGAGGUGUCGACGCAUGCCAGGGCGACUCCGGGGGCCCCCUGGUGUGCUUCGAGGAGAGUGGGAAGUGGUUCCAGGCCGGCGUCGUGAGCUGGGGUGAGGGCUGCGCUCGUCGCAACAAGCCCGGAGUCUACACCAGGGUCACCAAGCUACGAGCCUGGAUCAAGAAGGAGACCAAUAUUUGAGGAUGUUGUGAGAAACGGGGAAGGGAUGCAGAGUGGGGAACAUCACAGUGCUAAAAAAAUAAUGGAGUCGGAACAUUUUCGGUCUGAUUCAGGACGAGCCUCUCUGAGAUUUAUUCGUUUAGCAGCAGGCUGAGGAUCCUGUUGCAUGGACCCAGCUUCUCUUAUGAAUGACUUAAGCACUUUAUUUGGUUGCCAACCUGCUCUUAAGCUCCUCCCACUCACACUUACACACAUUCACAAGAACACCACACUGUCUUGAAUUUUGUAUAGUUUUUAAAGGCAUUCAUCAGCACAGUGUCUUUUAUCCCCCUCAAUCCAAGACAAUAGACCCCGAGUACAAAUAAUGAAAUAUGUAUAGAUUGGGGAAUCAUUUUUCCUCUUUUACAGAUUUUAAAGUGUGUUUCUGCGUACAGUAACUGAAAAAGUUAUUGUGUUUGUGUUUAAGCCUUAGUAUUAUAUAUUUCUAAACUGGUGAGAGCCUUCAUCCUCGUGCUGCAGUGAAUGUUGCACAUUGCCGGUAGGCUCAUGCAGUAAAUGGCUAUGAAUGUGGGGUUUUACAUAAUAAUCUAAUUUUUGACAAAAAAACGAAAGACCAAAAAAAAAAGACAAAAAGAAUCAACAUCCAUGUUGGGGCAUUUUCAUAUCAUACUCAAAUGAAUGAAACCCGGAAGCUGCCUGCAAGGUAGAAAAAUGCCUUAAUCAAUCUAAAAGCCCACAGUUUGCUUUGGAAAACGGCCAGCAGGAAAGUAUACUGGAUUUUUCGUAAGUGGACUUAAAACAUGUAAAAACCACCAGCCUGGUCCUUGAAGAAUGAGACUGGAGUGAUUCCUAAGUUGUUUCUGAUUUUAACGGGCGUCCUAGAUCAGUGUUUUUUAUUUCACUUCUACAGAUGCUUACUGGCCUUGCCUGGUCUGUGAAUUAUUUGCCAAAAUGUUAUAUUCAGAAGGGGAGGAUGAAGAUGAGGUCCAGCUGGCCUUUGCGCAGGUCUCUAGUUAAGCUCAGGGUGAUUGGGGUCUUCAAUCACACACGCUGCUCAGAGUCAAUGUAAAUCAGUAGGGUUUUGACUAGUUGCCAGAGCGAGGCAAUCCAUUCUUAUUCCCAUUAGGGCUUCCUCUCUUUGGUCACGAUCAACUUAAUCAACUUCAGCUUAAACAACGUAUUUGACUGGAUGGUUUAUUUUACUCCAUUUGUCGGACUUAUUCUGAAACUAAUAAGUCUUGAAUAAGCACACCAAAAGAUUUGCUGAAGUAUUAUUUAUUGAAGCGGGAGAAAUUAUUGUUGAGGACAUGGCUCAGCUGGUUGUUUUUAAUAAUUCUGUUAGUGUAAAUGUGUAUUUUUCAGAAAGUAGGGAGAGGCCUCAACUUUUACAUAGUAGAUAAUUUCAUUAACACUCAGACUGUGAUUCGUAUUACGGACUUACUUUACAUCCUUUGUUUGAGUGUGUGUGUAGUUUUUUUUAUACCAAAGCGUCAUGAUAAUAAACAUCUUUUAUCUGAUUCCACAGUACCUAAUUGCAUUACCUGUAUCAUUUGUCUUUGAUGGGGUCUUGUUUUGUAUUAUGUUGUGCAUAAUAAAUGCAUGUCUUGGGAGA